Messenger RNA from Schistocerca piceifrons (Central American locust), 5821 nucleotides. RefSeq names its product vanin-like protein 3. Lineage: Eukaryota; Metazoa; Arthropoda; Insecta; Orthoptera; Acrididae. The record is from RefSeq and is a predicted model, not a curated record. The coding region runs from base 103 to 1734 and encodes 543 amino acids. The transcript has 9 exons.
CCGGCCUGUUGAGGCAUCAGUCCGCUGCAGCUAGCUGGAACCUCUGCGGAAGCGACAGCCAGCCUAUACAGCCCUCUCAGGAUCACCCGGCACAUCAUCAAGAUGGCCAUCUUGCUCAACGUCGUGUUGUGGGCCAUCGCCGUCGUGCUCAUUGUCUACGAGGUCGGACUCAUACAGGCGUACCCAGCGGGCGACGAUGAGUCGCAGGGAGGUGACCGGCGCAUGCAGUACGUGGCCGCGGUGGUGGAGUACCCCGCGCUGGGAGACCCCACCAAGGAAGACCCUCAGCUCGUGAUUGGCGCCAACUGCGAGCGCUACAUCCGCUUCAUGCGUCAAGCCCGCGACCAGAGCGCCGACAUCAUCGUGUUCCCCGAGUGCGGGCUGACUUCGAUGAACCUGCCGCCGACACGAGAGCAGCUGCGCAAGGUGCUGACGCCAAUCCCAGAGCCGCAGAACAACCCGUGCGAUGAUGACACCGCUGCCCAGGUGCUGCGCAACCUGUCCUGCGCGACGCGCGAGGCGCGGAUGUACACAGUGAUCAACAUCGCCGAGAUCGAAGAGUGCGCAAACCGAACCGGCUGUCCCGACGACGGAGCCCUCUUCUACAACACCGACAUCGCCUUCGACCGCAACGGUACCAUCGUCGCCAAGUAUCGCAAGUACAACCUGUUCGUGGAGCCGGGCUUCAACGUGACGGAGAUGCCUGAGGCGGUGACCUUCGACACUGACUGGGGCGGCCGAGUGGGGCUGCUCACGUGCCAGGACUUCCUCUACCAGGAGCCGGCCAGGACACUCGUGGAAGAUCUGCACGUCACAGACAUCGCCUACCCGGUCGCCUGGUUCAACGAGCUGCCCUUCCUCGUGGCGACGUCGGUGCAGGCCGGGUGGUCGGCGGCGCGACGCGUCUCCGUGCUGGCGUCGGGGCUGCACCGGCCGCGCGCCGGCAACGCGGGCAGCGGCGUCUACCAGGCAGGCGGGCGCCCCCUCGUCGCGGCGCUGCCCACCGCGGACAACGUGGGCGCCGGCCAGCUGCUCAUCGCGCCCGUCCCCAUCACCCGCGCCCCGCCGCUGGAGACGCGACCGACGGCUGCGCCCCCAGCGCCGCUGCCGGUGCGUGCGUCGCACAUCCACGUGAAGACCAGCGAGGCGGGCGACCUGCUGCUGUACCAGGACUACCUGGCGCCGUACCACGCCGUCGAGCUGCUGCCCGGCGCCAAGCACGCGGUGCGCAUCUGCCACGCGGGCGACGCGUCCGUGGGCGCCGCCACCUUCUGCUGCGACGUCGACGCCGAGAUCGACCUGUCGACGCCGCCCCCUAGCUCCCUCCUCCCCUACCGCUACAUGGCCGGCAUCUUCAGCGGCGUGCGCAACUUCGGCGGAGUCAAGACCGCCGGCAUCAAGGUAUGUGGAAUCAUGGCUUGUGGGGGUGAGACUGAUGCAGGCGGUGAGAUGUGCGGCUUGUGGAACACAUCACUGUCAGCAGCGACAGCCACACUGCAUCGAGCUAUCGUGGCGGCUAACCUGACAGCCUCAACAACAUUCCAUCUGCCCAUCAGCCUCACGGGUGAGCUGCUGCCAGUGGCCGCAGAUAAGCUGCGCUACAAUGCUGACUGGCAUGGUGCCUCUGUCCAGAUCGAGUCUCCAGUAACAGACCUGCUGGUGCUGGCAUUGUGGGCCCGAGACACCACACUAGAUGGUGACCAGCCAGUGGGAGCAUCUGCCACAGCUGCAUGAAGGAGGCCACCCUGAAACAUCUGGCUCUUUCACAGUUGUUCUGCAGCCACAUGCGCUCUGUCCACUUAGUCCUGAACACAUUCAAGAAUUUCAUCUGUGGAUGCCACAUGUUUGCCCACAGUUUGUGAGCUCUCUUGCUUGCUCAUUUCAUUAGUAAUUACUCCUCUCCCUGUCAAUUAUGGAUUCAGAGAUCACUAUUAGUUUACUAUGUCCUAUGUCGAAAGCUGUUAUUGAAUUAUAAUAAGAAAAUCAUAUCAACGAGAUUCAAAUAAAACUUCAACUUCCAUGAAUGCAUUGCUCUUGCACAACCUUCCCUACUCAUAAGUAUUGUCGAAUAUUCUGCUAACAUGUGACCAUAAAACUAAGUACACUACUUGGCUAUCAUUUGAAUAUUUCCUUCAGCUGAUUGUUCAAGACUAAUCACAUCUGCAGACUUCAAGUUAGUUGGAAAACUUUUCGAUGAGCCCAGAAAAGUAUAACUGUUCAUUGUUACACCAUACAGAAGUAUUUGUUCUUGAACUGAAUGAGAUGCAGCAAUAGUGACUUCACAACUUGAGACGCAACCCACAAAAUUCUUCAUCUAUCUCUGAAUCUCAAGAUGUGGAUACUGUUCACAUUUAAACUGUUGUUUUCAUCAUACAAUAGGUUGUGGAGAAUUCCACAAACAACUAUAAUUUGCCACUCUCUCUGCCACAUCUGCAGAUACAGCGCAAAACCUUUUCUUGUAUUCCUCUCUUACAUAGCCCCGCUUCCCUAAUUAUAUCUACUGUGACCUAGGGCCUUAUCUCUGUAUGUGAGGGCAUUGGUUGGAUGGCAGUGAUCAUGUUCUCAGAAUAUUCAGUGAUGAGACAGUGACAAACUUCCAAGGCUAGCCUGUCUAAUUGUCUUUCUUGUAGUUUCACCACCUGAACUUUGUCCAAAUCAGAAUCAGAGUUGUGCAACACAUCUGUGAAACAAUAACUGUAGAUACACUGUUUAGUGGAAACAACAGUGAAUAACAGUAAUAGAUACUAUUAUUAUAUGGUCAUAAUCACUACAGUAUUUCCUGUUACCAGUUCCAACUCAGGUUGGUCAUCAUGAGCCGCUGGCAAGUGAUUACUCCAGUGAACCUUGUGUCAAGUACAGUCCAAUUUGCCACCCAUUGUAGUGUUGGCUGAAAUAAUAAGACAGAUGCCAGAUGAUGACUAAUCCAAAUCAAAACAAAGUAAACAAGUAAUGAUAUGGACUGUAUUCUAAUCAAAUACUCUAAAUCAAAAUCUCAUCCUAACCUAUUACCAUGCCGGGAAAUUAUGUAGCUCUUAUUUGAGCUUCUUAGUCUCUUUCCUCAUUUUAACUGGAUGUUAAAUCCUACCCAAAACGAGCAAUACGUGAGAACUGAUUGUAAGAAUGUGAAAGAAGGAAGAAAGUUUAGGAUUUUACAUCCCACCAACAUCAAAGUCAUCACAGACUGUGCAGGAAUGUGUUGUAGAUGACCUUUCAUUCAUUCUGGCUAAGAAGAAAUGUAAUACAGAAAUGUAGGGAUGGGAGCACAGUUGUCUUGUAAACAAGGUUUUUGUAAACAUACAUUUACUUCCAAAUCUUCCAGUCAAUUGGAAUCUAACAUCAUUUUUCCAAACUACAACAUCCCAUUUGGUUCCCCUUGUUGAAUCAUUUUGAAACGGCAUGGUAAGAUGUACUGACUGUUUUAUUUUUGUGCUGUGUAUGCAAGCAGUUCUGCUCUUCAUUCAUAACUAAACGGUAUGGGAUUAUAAUUAUUCAAGAAAAGUUACAGAUUCAUUCAUAAAUCUGCAGGUGUCUCUGAUGCAGGUCCUACAUUGAUAAUCUAUUUAGGAUUACAUAUUGUGUUCUACCAGCAAGGAAAGUCACAGAGAUUUUAAUAAGACAAUGAAUGACCAUUCUUCACUGGUGUCUUUCUACAUAUUCAAACUAAACCAACCAAUAAAUAUGGGGUACUGCCUGAAAACAACCAAAGCCCUUCCUUUGUUUCAAAAAUACUGCAGAUUGGAAAGGAAAUAGUUGUCUCUCCAUAUCCUUCCAAAAGAAGAUAUGGAGCUCUAACAAUCAAAAUUUUUGUGUUUCACCUUCUACCCCACAUCCUUGAACUCUAAUAGCAUCUCUUUAACUGCCUAAAUACGUAUGUUAUUAUCACCCAAUUAAAUCAUCAUUACCUUGAUGACCAUCAUACUCUAAAUAGGUUAUAUUCAUUGUCUUCACAACGAAUAUUUAAAUUAUUCAUUCUUUAUAUCUGUCAAUGAAAUAUUUCCGUUUAUCUCAUCCAUUUCUCACUCAUUCUCAUAUCAUUACUUAAGGGUCAAUUAUUUAUAACAAAUUGUUCCUGAUUAUUUUUUAUUUGUUCUGACAUACUUGCUUCUAGCAUCAGAAAUACUGUUACAUAUGUAAUGUGUCAGAGUGUAUGGGAUUAUAAUUAUUCAAGAAAAGUUACAGAUUCAUUCAUAAAUCUGCAGGUGUCUCUGAUGCAGGUCCUACAUUGAUAAUCUAUUUAGGAUUACAUAUUGUGUUCUACCAGCAAGGAAAGUCACAGAGAUUUUAAUAAGACAAUGAAUGACCAUUCUUCACUGGUGUCUUUCUACAUAUUCAAACUAAACCAACCAAUAAAUAUGGGGUACUGCCUGAAAACAACCAAAGCCCUUCCUUUGUUUCAAAAAUACUGCAGAUUGGAAAGGAAAUAGUUGUCUCUCCAUAUCCUUCCAAAAGAAGAUAUGGAGCUCUAACAAUCAAAAUUUUUGUGUUUCACCUUCUACCCCACAUCCUUGAACUCUAAUAGCAUCUCUUUAACUGCCUAAAUACGUAUGUUAUUAUCACCCAAUUAAAUCAUCAUUACCUUGAUGACCAUCAUACUCUAAAUAGGUUAUAUUCAUUGUCUUCACAACGAAUAUUUAAAUUAUUCAUUCUUUAUAUCUGUCAAUGAAAUAUUUCCGUUUAUCUCAUCCAUUUCUCACUCAUUCUCAUAUCAUUACUUAAGGGUCAAUUAUUUAUAACAAAUUGUUCCUGAUUAUUUUUUAUUUGUUCUGACAUACUUGCUUCUAGCAUCAGAAAUACUGUUACAUAUGUAAUGUGUCAGAGUGUUAAUAAGAAUUUGUGAUUUGCUAAAACUGAGUAACACCAUUUCUGUGUUGUAAUUCUAGAAGUUUCAUCUUACAACAGUGACUAAAACAUAAACAAGUAUAUUGUUAUUUGCUUUAAAAAUCUUUAAACAUCAAGAGGAAAUUGUAGUAAUCAGAUGAUCAAAAAUGAUAAAAGUAUCCUUUUUUGAAAAACAAAGCUUGUGCUAUAUCUGUGCAUACAAACAAGAAAUGGAUUUCUAUGUGAAAUUUCAGUAUGUUUGGGAAUAUACAGAAAGCCAAUCAAUUGUUCAUUAACAACAUGUAGAUUUAUCAACAACACUUUUUAUUCAUUUACACAUGAUCAAUAACUUUACUAUGACAGUUUUUCUUGAAAUGAAAGUUUCUGCAUUGAAAUAAAAGCUCAUAGCAUAGUGCACAGCAAAAUUAUCACUUGAUUAUUAAUUAACUUCAUGUUUGAGAAGUCAAGCAAAAUCUAACCUUUUUAUAUAUGAACCAUAUGCAAAAUGAUUCAUCACAGUACUGUCUAUCAUACUGGACUGUUGUAGCCCAUUUGGUCUCAAGGCUCAGUGUGCCUCACUGAUGCUACACAAAGCCCUGAGAACCAUAACAAAUAUCUGAAUCACAAAAAACCUAAUUAUGGUAACAUUAUAUGGCUAGAACCAAAAUGUUUCUAAUGUCACCACAUAAAUUAGCCAACUUUUACAGGGAGAGGAGAUAAGUUCCCAAUGAUUGUGUAGUUGAUACAUUUUAAUAACUGAGAGUACAGAAUCAAAACCUUUUUUUUUUUUCUUUUUAGUGACUGAAUCAAGAAAAGUAAGAACUUAUUUAUAAAAUUUGUUAACACAAAGCAGAUUCUAAAUAGAAAGAACAAUGCAACAACAGCCUAUUUUCAAUUAAUAUCCGAUGAAGAAGAAUCUAAAGUAACAUCUGUCUAUGUAACAGUAGACCAUAUGCAAGAUGAUCUGACAGACAGUAGUCAUCUUUUAUUCAAUGGCCUACCU